Messenger RNA from Theileria annulata, 1410 nucleotides. RefSeq names its product U4/U6 snRNP-associated protein, putative. NCBI's taxonomy places the organism in Eukaryota, Apicomplexa, Aconoidasida, Piroplasmida, Theileriidae. The transcript has 6 exons. The coding region runs from base 1 to 1410 and encodes 469 amino acids. Gene Ontology annotation, cellular component: U4 snRNP; precatalytic spliceosome; U4/U6 x U5 tri-snRNP complex. The record is from RefSeq and is a predicted model, not a curated record. Gene Ontology annotation, biological process: mRNA splicing, via spliceosome; spliceosomal tri-snRNP complex assembly.
AUGGGCACUUUAGCUGACUCCUUUUUGGCUGAUUUAGAGGAUCUAGAAAAUGAGGAUAACGAACAGGAGAAUUCAGAUUUGAACAAGGGCUUAAAUGCCACUGAGAACUUCGAAUCUGAUGAAGAGACUCCGAUAGUCGAUGCAGUUGCAGAAUACUUUAACACAUCAGGGUCCUCAGAGAACAGUUUUUCUACACUUAUAAAGGACCCAGAAAUUAACUCAAUUGUUGAGAAAGCUAAACUACUUUCCCUGAGCAAGGACGUCAAGGCCACUGAGAUCUCCUUUAUCGACGAAUGUAAUAAAACUGUAAUAAAAAUUGACAAGGAGAUUAUAAACAUUUUCAACUACGUAAGAGACAUUUACUCUAAAAGGUUCCCCAAGUUGGAAUCUAUAGUAUAUUCGCCUCUUGACUACAUUGCCGUGGUAAAAAGGGCCCAGAAUGAGUCGGAUUUCACUAAGAUUGAUCUGACCGAUUUAUUGCCUAAUAGCAUGAUAAUGGCGGUUACCGUUGCAAGCACUGUCGCAUCAGGAACCUGCCUGUCAACACAAUUUUUAAAUAAGGUUGUAUCUGCCUGCAAUGAAGGCCUUUUGCUCGCUGAGUUCAGGAACGAUUUGCUUGUUUACCUCGAAGGCAGAAUGAUUUUGAUCGCACCAAAUACCUCAGCCUUAAUUGGGUCAGCACUUACUGCUAGAAUUAUUGCCAGAGUUGGAAGCGUCGAGAAUCUCUCAAAAAUCCCUUCACAGAACCUGAUGAUGAUUGGCGCCGACAAGAAUCAAAACUAUAUUCUCAACGGUUUACAUUUAAAUAUUAUAAAUUGUUUCACUCUAAAUGAUUGUUUAGGGAUCUUAAAUAACUGUGACCUUGUUUUGAACAGUGAGCCCAGUUUAAGGAUUAAGGCUCUAAGAUUAGUUUGCUCUAAAGUAUCGUUAGCAUCUAGAAUUGAUUUGUUCAAACAGCAUAAAGAUGGGAAAAUGGGUCAUGAAUAUCGCAAAUCUAUACUACAAAGCCUAGCUAAGGCGGUUGAGUUGCCACCAGCUCCAAUGAAGAAAUCACUCCCGGUUCCUGAAGAAAAGGGAGGCCGCAAGAGAGGAGGUAGAAGACAUAGAAAGACGAAGGAGAAGUAUUCUUUGGGAGAGUUUCAAAAGUACAGAAAUAGGUUAAAAUUUGGUGUUGAUGCUGAAGAUGAUUUUGGCUUAGAAAUGGGUAAUACAAUAUAUAUAAUUAUACUGACUUUGACUAAAAAAAGAGUGGUAUCAAUGCAGUCUAGCGGCGCAACAAAUGGAAUGUCCUCAUCGCUAAUAUUCACACCGCUCCAAGGAAUUGAGUUGUGUAACCCGAACAUGAAUAGGGAAGUAAAGAGAAAGUCAGUGCUGGACAACCAGGACUUUUUGAAAGUAAAGAAAACUUAA